Colletotrichum phormii is the source of this 1591-nucleotide messenger RNA. Its product is annotated as putative glutathione S-transferase. Bases 468 to 1157 code for a protein of 229 amino acids. The transcript has a single exon. NCBI's taxonomy places the organism in Eukaryota, Fungi, Ascomycota, Sordariomycetes, Glomerellales, Glomerellaceae. The record is from RefSeq and is a predicted model, not a curated record.
CGGAGAUUACGAUGACCAUCCACGGCGAACUUGCGAUUUGUCAUCGAUCUUCAGAAACCCCUCUUAAUUACUUUGUAAGCAAGAAUGACAUACAGCUUAUCAAAUGCAGCUGAACGAUGUAAGUUCUAUCCCCGGAACCAUUUCGUCCGUCCGUGUACUGAGUUUCAGUGAAUGCGGGGUCCGUGGUAGGCAGAUCGUAGCAUCGGAAACAGUUUCCAAGUUGGGUGCAAGUUGACCGCAUCUCUAAGGGUUUCCUACGAUGUGUUCAUUAAAGAGCUCGCCGAAAUCCCUCUUACCACCACUUUAAAGAUAACUGAUCAGAUUCGCUGGACAUAAACGACUGAGACUCGGGAUUUCAGCAAACAUCAAUAACUGUUCAGUUGACUCUAUCCGUUUAGCACUGGAUCCAAUCCAGUUGACAACCAUCCCGACAAAUCUCCACAAAAAGCCGCACCAACCAGACCAAAAUGGCAUCUGAGAAGCUUCAACCGAUCAGGGUCUGGACGUCCAAGAACGGCCCGAACCCAUGGAAAGUCCACUUCGUCCUCGAGGAGCUCGGGAUCUCCUACGAAGAAAAGUACAUCGACUUCCCCGACAUGAAGAAGCCGCCCUUUGAAAAGAUCAACAUCAACGGGCGCGUGCCCGCCAUCGAGGACGACAACACCGGCAUCACGCUGUGGGAGUCGGGCGCCAUCCUCGAGUACCUAGUCGAGACGUACGACAAGGAGAAGAGGUCAAUCAGCUUCGAGCCGGGCACGGCCGACUACUUCCACGCCAAACAGUGGCUGCACUUUCAAAUGUCCGGUCAGGGCCCGUACUUUGGCCAAGCCAUCUGGUUCCACCGGUACCACUCCGAAGACGUGCAGAGCGCCAAGGACCGGUACAUCAAGGAGAUUCGGAGGGUUUCCUGGGUCCUGGACCGGGCGCUCGAGGGACGCGAGUUCUUGGUGGGCGACAAGUGCUCCUAUGCGGAUAUUGCCUUUAUCCCCUGGUUCAAUGUUGCAUUCUACCCGUGGUAUGACUUGAAGGUUUCUGGUGCUUUUGCGGAUCAGAUCGAUUUUGCAAAGGAGUUCCCGAACACGGCCGCCUGGAUGGACAGGCUCAGAGCUAGGCCUAUCAUUGCGGAGACCUUGAAGAAGAGGGCUGCCACUUUGUAGAAGGAAAGGAAAAAAGUAUACUAGAAAGCAAUCCGUCACAGGAGUUUAAUGAGGAAAAGGAAGUCUGUGUUUGAGUCAGCGUGUUCAUGAGAAAAUACGCUGUGGUGUGCUGCAGAUUACGACAUAACGACAUCUCGGCCCGAGAAACCCCACUCUUUACGGAAGAGCCAUCCGGGCCCGCCCCGGGCCGCUUUUUGUCAGCCCAAACCAGACCAAGAUCGACCCGGGCGGGCGGAUGGGCAGCUCCAAGAUCUCCCAGUGACUCCGCUGGGAUGCGGGUAAAGCUCGCCCAAGAAGACGGACAGAAGCCCGCUCCAUCGCUCUCGCUUCCUUGUGGUGUCGCAUGCGAUUCUUGUGUCCGCUACGGUGGGAAGGCCAGAGCACACCGGCCGAAAAAAAAGAAUGUGUUGAUAUUGCGCUGCCGUUGUAUCCGU